Messenger RNA from Physeter macrocephalus (sperm whale), 3005 nucleotides. It is a transcript of the gene HMGN4, whose product is annotated as high mobility group nucleosomal binding domain 4. Gene Ontology annotation, molecular function: nucleosomal DNA binding. The record is from RefSeq and is a predicted model, not a curated record. Gene Ontology annotation, cellular component: chromatin; nucleus. The transcript is spliced from 2 exons. Lineage: Eukaryota; Metazoa; Chordata; Mammalia; Artiodactyla; Physeteridae. Gene Ontology annotation, biological process: chromatin organization. The coding region runs from base 1687 to 1959 and encodes 90 amino acids.
AGUGUCCAUUGUUUAGGGAGGUGUGUCGUAGAACAGAAGCUCUCCCUUUGGUUUCCUCUCUCAUUCUCUGGUAACAAAAAGACCUCUAAGAAUAUAUGCAGAUUAUUUAGGGUGACCUUAUUUAUUGUCCAAGUUGGCACACUUUUGAGAGUAAAAGGGAGCAUUAUUAAUAAUAUACUAGGGCAACAGGCGCAAAACAGGUCACCCAAAUAUUAGACCAAAUGAUUUUCAUGCCGUAAAAAAUCUCUCAAUAUUGCUUUCUUCAUGGUAAGAACAGCUGUCUUUUCCUCCCUGUUCCUUUCUGGGCACACCAUUACCAUACCCAGAGUUGAGCUUUGUGAUCUCUGGCAUCCUUCUCAAUUAUUUUCUUUACACAUUUUUUUCUUCAUUGUGUUCGAUUUUGGAUAAAACAACAACAACAAAAACACAACACUUGUGUUCUUUAAGAAUUGUCCAAACAUUUCUUUAGUGGUGCAUUUGGGAGAGAGUAAACUAGGCAUAAAUUCAUGUAAUGUCUAGGGAAAGAUGUCCUUGGGAGCGAGCAGGUUGGGUCUGGCUGGGUCAGCAGAAUUGCAGGGUGUCUCUGUGGCAACCGGGACUUUUGGACCCACCAGUAAUUUAGAAUAUUUAGAGGCAAGGCAAGAGCACAGUAAGGGAAGAGAAGGGCCCAGCUAAUUUCUUAUUAGCUUUUCAGUGAACUGCUGUUCAACAUGAGAUUAGAACUGUUUCUCCUCUCAAUUUUUAAUCUCUGUUCCCAAAGUUCCUUACAAGGUACCAAGGGAAAUAAUGACUGAUUCAAGGCGCACUCCCACUUUGGCUCCUUCCCUCUUCUUUACACUAACUCUCAUGUCUCCCUCUGUUCCAUGAGAAGGAAGGAAAACUGCAAAGUUUCCAGAAAUUCUUGUCAUAGUGGAAAAAUGGGGGAAGAAUAGAUAAUGAAAGUAGAUAGAAAAUAGAAAAAUAGAUAAAAGAUAAUGAAAUUAUCAUAUAAUCAAAUUAUCAAGUGAUAAUUUGAUGUUUUAGCACCAUUUACGGGUGGUUGCCUUUGUUAGCCGAAGAACAUAAAAAUCAAAUCUAAGUUUGCUCAAAAAAAAAAAAAAAAAAUCUAAGUUUGCUCAAGGACCAUGUUUGCCCAUUCUAUCUAGACGGUGAGGUCCAGCGAAAACACAAAACAAAACUCUGGAGCAAUUUAGAGAAAAGAUAAUAAUUUUUUUUUUUCUUAAAAUAAAACAUUGUGGAGUAGGGCAGGGCAUAGGGUUACAGAAUUCCCCAGGAAACACUUUCAGGGGUGGGGCAGAGGGUGUGAGUGGCUAGUUUUGUCCCAGAGCUUUAAAAAAGUCCCACAGUGUUUGAAUGCCAGCCAUGGACCCAGGUCCUAAUUGCCCAGAAUCAAAAUAAAUCACGUCUAUUUGUGCGGCCUUGAAUCUGUGCUCGGGGCUACGCAUCUUCUUAAAGUGGCUUUUAUUCUUGAGCAGACACAUAAAAUUGCUCUGUAAAAUAUAGAGAAUAAUGGUGUAUUACCCCUGUGUUGUUCCCCACCCGCCUCCAGUUUAAGGAAGAGAACUCCCGUGCCCUCUCCAGCCACCAUCCUUUUCUUAACUCCCUGAGAAAUCUUUCUAGGAGCAGUGAGGAAGACAGAAGAACCGCUUGGGCUGGUAAAGCCAUCUGCCAGGCACUACUGCCACCAUGCCCAAAAGAAAGGCAAAAGGAGAUGCUAAAGGUGACAAAGCAAAGGUGAAGGAUGAGCCACAGAGGAGAUCGGCACGGUUGUCUGCUAAACCUGCCCCUCCAAAACCAGAGCCCAGGGCAAAAAAGGCCCCUGCAAAGAAGGGAGAGAAGCUGGCCAAAGGGAGAAAGGGGAAAGCAGAAGGCAACAAAGAUGGGAACAACCCUGCAAAAAACCGAGAUGCCUCCACAGCCCAGUCACAGAAAGCAGAAGGCACUGGGGAUGCCAAGUGAAGUAUACUUUUUUGAUAGCUCUGUACUUCUAAGUGACUGUACUGUUUGAAAUACUAUUUUUUUUAAAUCAAAUUUUGUAAAGACGUAGAUUUUUUUUUUUUAAAGUUAUGUUGUUAGCACACAAGACGCUUUGUUGUUAUCUUUUGUGGAAAGGGCAAAAUAACCACUAGUAGAAUGUUUCAGAAGCUGGAUUGAAAUGGGGGAAAACAGAAUUUUCUAUCCUCGUAUUUGAAGAUUAUUCUUGGUUCCCAGGAGAGAUUCUCCGACAUUCACACAUGACAGCCACUAUGGCUCAGAAGCCUUACCGUGUGGGGAAGCAAAACCUCAUGUCUUCUCCUUUCCUGAUGCCAUCAACACAUCCUUGACUUCCUGAAACCAAGAGUCAUGAUGCGGCCCUGGCACCCCUAGAAUCAGCUGCAUCAGGUAACAAUACUCAGGAUUUCUGGUGAUGACAUCAAGGUGGUGUUGCUCAAAAGAGCCAGGAUUCCUGUUUGUACUUUGUGGAUCAUCUCAUUAAUAAUCCUGGAGUUUUUAGUUCCUUUCCUCCGUGUCAGAGGUGACCUGUGAAAAGGUCUUAUAUGCCUCAUGUGAAAUAGUCACCCUUUCUGAAAAACUUUUCCUGUUCAUUGCAGCAACAGACUUUGUUGACUUUUUGGAGAGGGGAGUUUGAAAGUUAUAAGAUGUUAUGGAUUAUCACCCAUGUCCUGCUGGAAGUAACUUUUUUUUUUUUCUUUUUUGCGGUACUUGGGCCUCUCACUGUUGUGGCCUCUCCCGUUGCGGAGCAUAGGCUCCGGACGCGCAGGCUCAGCGGCCAUGGCUCACGGGCCCAGCCGCUCCACGGCAUGUGGGAUCUUCCCGGACCGGGGCAUGAACCCGUGUUCCCUGCAUCUGCAGGCGGACUCUCAACCACUGCGCCACCAAGGAAGCCCUGAAAGUAACUAUUUUUGAAAAGUAUCUUAUAAAGCUGGAUACAAGUUGGCUUCAUGGGAGGGGAGGGAUCAUUUCCUACUCCAAGUCAUAAAGAUAUCCUUUACUGCCUUGUAAAA